Messenger RNA from Argentina anserina (silverweed cinquefoil), 1206 nucleotides. Its product is annotated as glucan endo-1,3-beta-glucosidase, basic isoform-like. Gene Ontology annotation, biological process: carbohydrate metabolic process. Bases 38 to 1084 code for a protein of 348 amino acids. Gene Ontology annotation, cellular component: plasma membrane. Gene Ontology annotation, molecular function: hydrolase activity, hydrolyzing O-glycosyl compounds. Lineage: Eukaryota; Viridiplantae; Streptophyta; Magnoliopsida; Rosales; Rosaceae. The record is from RefSeq and is a predicted model, not a curated record. The transcript is spliced from 2 exons.
UGUUGAACAUGUAAUCUGGUAAGCUGCAUCCUUUUGCAUGCACAAGAUGGCGAAGUCCCAUGCAAUUCCUACGGUCCCUUCCAUAGUUUCCAUGUUACUACUAUUGGGUAUCCUCAUGGCUACCAUUACCACAACAGGUGCCCAGAUUGGUGUUUGUUAUGGAACUGUUGCAAACAACCUGCCAUCCGCACGAGAUGUAAUAGCAAUGUACAAGCAAUAUAACAUCAGAAGGAUGCGUCUUUAUGGUCCUAACCGUGACGCUCUUGAAGCUCUUAGGACCUCCAACAUCGAACUCAUGCUUGGUGUCGAAAACGAACGCCUUCAGGAUAUUGCUUCUAAUCAAGCCAGUGCUGAUAACUGGGUACGUCAAAACGUCGCAAAUUAUGGAAAUGUCAACUUCAAAUACAUAGCAGUUGGGAAUGAAAUAGAAUCAGGUCCAAUAUCACAGUACGUUGGCCCUGCCAUGGAAAGAAUUCAGACUGCAAUUACUAAGGUUGGUUUUGCAAACAGAAUUAAAGUGUCUACGGCCGUUCAUCCUGUAAUCCUCCAAAACUCGUACCCUCCGUCACAAGGAUCAUUUAAGCAAAGCUAUCGAGCAUUUAUGGAUCCAGUCAUACGUUUUCUAGUGCGACAUAACUCUCCAUUGCUUCUAAAUGUCUACCCCUACUUCACUUACAUUUAUAACCGACAAAGUGUUAACCUUCAAUAUGCUCUUUUUCAAUAUCCGUCGGUUAUGGUUCAAGAUGGACAAUAUGGCUAUCGAAACCUGUUUGAUGCAGAGCUUGAUGCACAUUACGCUGCUUUAGAGAAGGCCGGUGGUGGUUCUGUGAGAAUUGUUGUAUCGGAGACUGGUUGGCCCUCCGCCGGUAAUGAUGGUUCAGUGACAAAUAGGGAUAAUGCGAGAAUUUACAACCAAAAUGUGAUUAAGCAUGUUAAGGGCGGAACACCAAGGAGAGGAGGUCCGAUAGAAACCUACUUAUUCGCCAUGUUCAAUGAGAAUCUUAAAAAUGGAGACCCCACUGAGAAGAAUUUCGGCCUCUUUUACCCAAACAAAAGUCCUGUUUAUCCCAUCAAUUUCAACUAAGGAUUGUAUAAGCACUUCGUUUGUGUAGCGAUGCAUAAGCAUAGAUAAAAUCUAGGUAUUGCUUGUAAUCCUAGUUAAGAAAUAAUGUUAGUACGGAAUAUGGUCAAAAUAAUGAACUUUGA